UGUCUGCACUGUUGGAUCCUCACAACACCAAGAACAGCAUCAACCCAACAAUCCCUCCACCAAGCAAAACUUCAACAACACAUCGACGCCGGUUCAUAGUCCUAUCUUGAUCGGCCUCUCCCGAGACAUUCGAAACCACGACAAUGCAGCUCGCGGCUCUCUUCACCACCGCCCUCGCUCUGGCCGGCUCGGCGCUUGCGCAAGCCGAUCGCCGCUCCAACGGUCGCGCGAUUGUCGUCGUCGAGGCGUCUCACGGCGGCGCCGGUAACGGGCUGACCAACACGACCAUCGCGGUCCCGAUCGAACAGGUGUACACGAAUCCUGAGGCCCUGGACGAGGUGUCUACGCUCUACCUCAUCGACGCGGAAGGCGUGGCGGUAGAGAGCGUGGUCUGCACGCCCUACAGGGGCACUGAUGGUACCGGCGCGAGCGGGCUCCCGUUUACCAACACGAACCCCUCGUACCUCUCGACAAACACUGUUGUUGUGGGAAGCAUCGUCUGCGAGACCUACUGAGCCGAUCGCCAGCCACAGUCGGGGCCGUGCCAGGCCCCUAGGAGAGUGGCCUCGGGCCUAUGCAUCGCAUUUCGGCAAGGAUUAGAGGGCGACGGAACGCGGACAUCAUCAUGAUGGGAGACGGAUCGUCGGUAGGGGGAGGGAGGUGGUCGGCGUGGUGUGGUAGAUAGAAACGAGAGGUGUGUCUUCGUAGAGCAU
Durotheca rogersii is the source of this 713-nucleotide messenger RNA. RefSeq lists its product as uncharacterized. NCBI's taxonomy places the organism in Eukaryota, Fungi, Ascomycota, Sordariomycetes, Xylariales, Xylariaceae. The record is from RefSeq and is a predicted model, not a curated record. The transcript has a single exon. The coding region runs from base 144 to 515 and encodes 123 amino acids.